GUGCCGGGGAGGGUGCCGGAUCCUGAGGAUGGCACAGGUGGCCAGCUUGCAGAAGGGGACAGGGUCAAAGGUGGAAGGCUUUGGGCUGGCAGAAGGAAAGGGGCCUGGACCUGGGUUUGGGAAGGAGAAGGACAUUGUCUGCAGGGACCAUGAGUGCAAUGGACAUGCCGAGGGGGCAGCUGCAGCUGCAGAGCAAAGUGCUGAGAAGGAGGCGGGCUUCUGGCCAGAAGCCAGAGGUGGGCUGGCUCGCAGUAGAGAGAAACAACUUGCUGUUCUUCCUAGCUCUGAAAAAGAAAAUGGCUACGGAUGGUGGAGGCAUCCCUGUUGCUGAGAACAAGGGGAGAGCUCAGGAGAUUUCAGGUCAGGGACAUCACUCUCAAGACAUGCUCUCCAGGCUGGAGGAGACAGUGCCUUUGGGAUCUGCUCAGGUGUCACAGAACAUCAAGAUGGAGCCAGAUGAGCCAGACCUUGAAGGGGCUUCCCAGGAGGACAGGCCUCCAGUUGGAUGUUGCUGUGUGCCCCUAAGGCCUGGCUCUAAAGAGAAAUCACUCUUCCUGCCUGGUGGAGCCCUUUCCUCAGCCCAGAUCCCUGUGCUUUCCCUAGAGGGAAGGACUAGAGACCAGCAGAUGGCUGCUGCACUCCUCACAGCCUGGUCCCAGAUGCCUGUGACCUUUGAGGAUGUAGCUCUGUACCUCUCCCGGGAGGAGUGGGGACGGCUGGACCAUACACAACAAAACUUCUACAGGGAUGUGCUGCAGAAGAAAAAUGGGCUGGCCUUGGGGUUUCCCUUCAGAAGGCCUUUCUGGGCUCCACAAGUGUCCAGGAAGGUUGAGGCUUCGAGCUCCGGCAGGCAGACAGGAACUGAGGAGGAGGAUAGUGACCCUGGCUCAGGAGCUGUGGAGGUGGGGAAGGAGGCUCCAGCCAAGUGUGUGGCAGCCCUUGGGGAUGUGAAGCCCUUGUCCAGGACAAGGUGGGUCGCAGGCCAGGUCCUCCAGUGCAGGCAGCAAGUCACCGGUGACCAGAAUGCAUGGUCCACCAGAGAUGCGGGGCAGCCAGCUCCUGGGGAAGCAAGUCGGCCAGAGCUCACCCUACCCAACACCAGCACCUGCAAGGCCCUAGAGGGCUGCACCCCAGAGAACCCCAGUGAAGAGGGGAAGGGCACCCCUGAGAGUACCGAGGAGGGCUUGUCUCCUGAUGGUGGGGUGGGCAAGAAGAGCUAUAAAUGUGAGCAAUGUGGCAAAGGUUUCAGCUGGCAGUCACAUCUGGUCACACACCGGCGAACACACACCGGUGAGAAGCCCUACGCCUGCACGGACUGCGGCAAGCGCUUCAGCCGCAGCUCGCACCUCAUCCAGCACCAGAUCAUACACACAGGCGAGAAGCCCUACACCUGCCCUUCUUGCUGGAAGAGCUUCAGCCACCACUCCACACUGAUCCAACACCAGCGCAUCCACACUGGUGCUGGUGCCCAUCCUGAGCGGAGUGGGAUUGGCGUGGGCCAGCUAUGUGUCUGCACCCCCGAGUCACCACUCUAGACUGGAGCAUCCCCACCCCCAGCCUUCUUUUUUUGUUUGUUUGGAUUUGGUUUUGUGGUGCUGAGUAUUGAACCCACCACUAAAAUGUAUCCCCAGCCCUUUUAAUUUUGAGCCAGGGUCUCACUGAGUUGCCCAGGCUGGGCUCAAGCUUGUGAUCCUCCUGCCUCAGCCCCUCAGAGUGCUGUUAUUACAGGCAGGUGCCACCUAUGUCUACCUCCUAGCUCCUAGCCUUGAUGUCAGGUUCCAUUUGUGAUAGGCUCCUUCCAGAACAUUGGGACCAUAAAUCUAUAAACUAAGACUUCUGAGUACAGAAAAGUGUGGUUCUCCCGGUGGGGCUGGUGGUUGCUGCUGUUAUGCUCCACGGCACUUGGCUACUCACUGGCCCUGGGUUUUCCUUCGGCUACUUUCUUUGGGAGCUGGGAGCAGGGUAGAGCCAGCUUGGAAGCUGCUAUUUAGUGUUUCCUGCCUUAGGCACAGGCCUGGGUUUUGUGGCUGGCUUUUUUCCAUCUGUUUCCAUCAGGAGCUGCCUGCCUCAUAGUUAAGGCUCUUCUCUGACUAGGGACCAUUCUCCCCUGGGCUCUUCUGCAGCUACUUCCACUGCUGCCACGUCUCUCUUCUUUGGCCUACGGUGUAUUCCCUUUACAAUUUGCCCUACCUAUCCCUGCCUGGCUUUUAGUUCUGAUCUUCCCCUGGUUUUUAACCUCUGUGGCUUCUAUUUCCCAUUCUCUACUUUUCUUUUCCCCAGCAAGGAGUAGGUUCAGUCUGUUAAUCCCAUAUUGUGGCCUCGCUACUAAGUUAACAUUUUAGCACGGAUACCAACUGACCACAAGAACAUCUACACUGGGGAGGCCACAGAGACCCCACCUGUGUCAUGGGUCAUGGCGCCAGCAGGGUGGCUGCAGCCCUGGUUGGAUUUCAGCUUCUAAGGGACUGGGAUGUAGUGACUUAAAAUAGUAUGUGAGACUGAGAAGUGUCACAACUGCCAGUUGUUAAACAGCUGUUCUGCCAGCAUGGGGCCAUGCCUGUAAAUGUAUCACUUCUACUAGCUAUGACUGAAUUUUAUUAUCUCAGUGUUAUAGAUGAGGACAUAGAGGCUAAGAGAGAAAUGCAAUC
Messenger RNA from Octodon degus (degu), 2648 nucleotides. RefSeq names its product zinc finger protein 205 (gene Znf205). The transcript has 8 exons. The coding region runs from base 150 to 1535 and encodes 461 amino acids. The record is from RefSeq and is a predicted model, not a curated record. Gene Ontology annotation, molecular function: RNA polymerase II cis-regulatory region sequence-specific DNA binding; DNA-binding transcription repressor activity, RNA polymerase II-specific. NCBI's taxonomy places the organism in Eukaryota, Metazoa, Chordata, Mammalia, Rodentia, Octodontidae. Gene Ontology annotation, biological process: negative regulation of transcription by RNA polymerase II.